This is a messenger RNA of Necator americanus (New World hookworm), 231 nucleotides long. RefSeq lists its product as uncharacterized. Lineage: Eukaryota; Metazoa; Nematoda; Chromadorea; Rhabditida; Ancylostomatidae. The coding region runs from base 1 to 231 and encodes 76 amino acids. The record is from RefSeq and is a predicted model, not a curated record. The transcript is spliced from 2 exons.
AUGAGUUAUCAUGGAGGAGAUUCACCGAAGCACGUCUCGACCUCUUUUCUAGAACAGCCUCAGCGAGCUUAUCGAGCUGACUGGGAUCGUGCAUCUUCUUGGUUAGCUGGUGAACCAGCGAUGAACAGUCGUAAUAGUAGUGGUGUCUCCUCGCAUCCGGCACCAUCCAUAGAAGAUGAUGGCUCGAAGCUGCUCUUGGAAAUUGAGAUCGUUCUUAAAGCCAAGAAAUGA